Messenger RNA from Ipomoea triloba (trilobed morning glory), 1130 nucleotides. RefSeq lists its product as uncharacterized. The transcript is spliced from 5 exons. NCBI's taxonomy places the organism in Eukaryota, Viridiplantae, Streptophyta, Magnoliopsida, Solanales, Convolvulaceae. Bases 196 to 831 code for a protein of 211 amino acids. The record is from RefSeq and is a predicted model, not a curated record.
AAAAAGCAAAAGCAAUAGGGAAAAGCUUUCUUCUUUAUUAUUGACUCAAAACUCUGUGGGGGAAAAGAAAAUCAGAAAAAUCUCAAAAUUAGUCAGAAAAAACCCCAUAUUGAAUUGUUUAUUUGCUGUAAUUGAUCUUUUGAUCGAUCAAAAAUUUGGGGGAACUUUGAUCGGAAAAAAAUUGAGCCAGAAAAAAUGGUGUCGGCGAACAGGGAAAUGGCGGUGUAUUGCUUUGAUACCUUGGUCGCUCACUACAACAACGACCAAGCUCCCCCUCCUGCUUUCGAUGAGGGUCAACACCCAUUGUUUGUGACGUGGAAGAAAGUUGUGAAUGGUGGUGAGCCUCGUCUGCGUGGGUGCAUUGGCACUCUGGAAGCUCGGUGCAUAGUUAAUGGCUUUAGAGAUUAUGCUCUAACAAGUGCUCUUAGGGACCGCCGUUUCCCCCCAAUACAGGCUAAAGAAUUACCUACUCUUGAAUGUACAGUUUCCAUUCUGACUAAUUACGAAACUGCAGAUAACUAUCUUGAUUGGGAGGUUGGUAAGCACGGAAUAAUUAUUGAAUUCACUGACCCUGACUAUAAUACAAAGAGAAGUGCCACGUACCUGCCUGAUGUAGCUGCCCAUGAAGGCUGGACAAGAACUGAAGCAAUCGACUCGCUGAUGAGGAAGGCGGGCUACAAUGGCACCAUAACCGAGUCACUUAGGAAGAAGAUCCGUUUAACUCGCUACCAAAGCACGCUGUUCACCUUACGCUACAAUGACUACGUGGCCUACGUGAAGACGACCAGAGGCGCCACUCCGAGUAUUAAUGGGGUGAAGCCUGGCAAUUGACUGUUGUUUACCCUUUUACAAGAAGUACUCCAUCCCAAGAACACAUGAAGUUGAAGAAUCUAAUUUGUUGUUAUUGUCAUCACAUGAAACAAACUAAAUUUCCAAGUUCAGGUUAAAUGUAUGCGUGCACAAAGUUGAGGUUUCUCAGCUUUGCAAAAACAGCUGCCAUGGUGUAAGACUCGUCAUCCAUUGUUUGUAAUAAAACAAUCUUCAAUAUUUUCUCAUUGUGGCUACAUCCUCUGUUUAGCCUACGGGCAAUUGGAUGUAGCAUUAUCUAUAUUUACUACGUUUUAUAUGAA